AGUGCUCCAUUUUAACCCACCGAGCAAGAAAAACGUCUUUCUUCAAUUUCAUUUUCCUUAUUCCCCUGUUUCCCUAAUUUAACCAGAAUAUCAACCUUCCAAGGCUCUCUUUAUAGAUUUCAACAAAACUCAGAAUUGCUACUAAAUAUAUACGAUUUCUCACUGAUCAUGGAUAGUACUUGUGAUAAUAUAUAUAGCAGUGCUGGUCUUGAUUUAGGAUUAGGCUUUUCAUCAAUGGGGAAUCAAACAUCAAAAAAACACGGACAAGUAGCUGCAGUUAAAUUCGAUCUCGGUUUUGAGCCCUCUCUGAAUUUAAGCCUUUCUUCCGGUGAUCAUCAGAUGGUAGAUCUGAAGACGGAAAAUAAGGAUCAAUUAUCUGUUGCUUCGUCGUAUUCAAAUGGCAGUGUGAAAAGGGAAAGAGAUAUUGGUAGUGAGGUGACAGAAGUAGAAAGAGUGAUUUCUUGUAGAGUAAAUCAUGAUGAAGAUUAUUAUGAAGAUGAUGAUGCUUCAAAUGGAAAGAAGAAACUUAGGCUCACCAAAGUACAAUCUGCUCUGUUAGAGGAAAGCUUCAAGAAACAGAGCACUCUUAAUCCUAAGCAAAAACAGCACUUAGCAAGGAAGCUUAACGUAAGGCCUCGUCAAGUUGAAGUUUGGUUCCAGAAUAGAAGAGCAAGAACGAAGUUGAAGCAAACAGAGGUGGAUUGCGAGUUUUUAAAGAAAUGUUGUGAGACACUAACAGAUGAAAACAGGAAGCUUUACAAAGAAUUGCAAGAACUGAAAGCUUUAAAAGUUGGGCAGCCGUUGUACAUGAAGCUGCCGGCUGCAGCCACCCUCACUGUGUGUCCUUCCUGCGAAAGAGCCGGCGCCGCCCAAAACUCAACCAAGCCUCAUCACCGCUACGGCUCCUUUACCAAUCCCUCCGCAGCUUGUUAAUUAAUUAGUAUUCAAAUUGUCUUGUUGAUUAAUUAAAUUCUCAGGAAAUCUCCCAAAACUUAUUAAGAUUUUUUUUUUUUGGUUAAGGGUUUAAUUUGUACUAUAAUGAAAUGACUUGUAUAGUUCAUUUGUUAAUUAGAGGUUUGCUAAUUAAUCAUUAAUCAAUAUUUUAUUUACUCAUUUGUUUCUUUAA
This is a messenger RNA of Solanum tuberosum (potato), 1126 nucleotides long. Its product is annotated as homeobox-leucine zipper protein HAT22-like. The transcript is spliced from 3 exons. The record is from RefSeq and is a predicted model, not a curated record. Gene Ontology annotation, molecular function: DNA-binding transcription factor activity, RNA polymerase II-specific; sequence-specific DNA binding. Lineage: Eukaryota; Viridiplantae; Streptophyta; Magnoliopsida; Solanales; Solanaceae. Bases 169 to 933 code for a protein of 254 amino acids. Gene Ontology annotation, biological process: regulation of DNA-templated transcription.